Nanorana parkeri is the source of this 1031-nucleotide messenger RNA. It is a transcript of the gene CCR7, whose product is annotated as C-C motif chemokine receptor 7. The record is from RefSeq and is a predicted model, not a curated record. Gene Ontology annotation, cellular component: membrane. Gene Ontology annotation, biological process: immune response; inflammatory response; G protein-coupled receptor signaling pathway. The transcript has a single exon. NCBI's taxonomy places the organism in Eukaryota, Metazoa, Chordata, Amphibia, Anura, Dicroglossidae. Bases 95 to 1027 code for a protein of 310 amino acids. Gene Ontology annotation, molecular function: chemokine (C-C motif) ligand 21 binding; C-C motif chemokine 19 receptor activity; chemokine (C-C motif) ligand 19 binding.
UGAAGAUAACAAUUCUACACCAGAUUAUAACUCUUUUAUAGCACCAUGUGAGAAAGCAGACGUCCGUGGAUUCCGUGCCAUCUUCUUGCCAAUAAUGUAUGGAAUUAUUUUCAGUAUUGGGCUGGCAGGGAAUGGUUUAGUGAUGCUGAGGUACAUCUAUUUCAACAGGCUAAAAACUGGAACAGAUUAUUACAUGCUGAACUUGGCUAUAGCAGACAUGGUCUUCCUCAUCACCUUGCCUUUCUGGGCAGCCAGCAUAGUCCGUACUUGGAUUUUUGGCAAAGAAUUCUGCAAAGUCAUAUACGGCCUCUACAAAAUGAGCUUCUUCAGUGGGAUGUUUCUACUUAUGUCCGUGAGUGUUGAAAGAUACUUUGCUAUUGUCCAGGCCCCCUCUGCCCACCGUCACCGGUCCAAGACAGUGUGGAUCAGUAAAAUCUCCAGUUUGGGCAUCUGGGUUUUGGCUUUCCUCCUGUCUGUACCUGAGUUUAUCUACAGUGGUGUCAAAGAGUAUAAUAGCGAGAAGAAUUGUGUCAUUUACUCUGAUAACAUCCAGAGCCUUAAUGCUGGACUCAAGAUCGCCCAGAUGGCUUCUGGAUUCCUUCUGCCCUUGAUAAUCAUGUUCUUCUGUUACAGCAUGAUAAUUGUGACACUGCUUCAUGCACGUAAUUUCGAGAAAUACAAAGCCAUCAAGGUCAUCAUUGCCAUUGUCAUUGUGUUUGUUGUCUUUCAACUUCCUUACAAUUGUGUCAUGUUAAUUAAGGCCUUUGAUAACAGCACUCAGUGUCACACCAGCAAGACCAUUGAUUUUGCCGACGAUGUUACCUACAGCCUUGCCUGCUUGCGAUGUUGCCUUAACCCAUUCCUCUAUGUCAUCAUUGGGGUCAAAUUCAGAAAUGACCUUUGCAAGUUCUUUAAAGACUUAGGCUGCAUGAGCCAGGAAAAGUUUGCCAAAUGGUCAACGGCCAAGCCAAGCAAGAGAAGCUCCUUUGCAAUGGAAACCGACACAACAACAACAUUUUCUCCUUAAAUAU